Messenger RNA from Brienomyrus brachyistius, 2539 nucleotides. It is a transcript of the gene trmt61b, whose product is annotated as tRNA methyltransferase 61B. Gene Ontology annotation, biological process: tRNA methylation. The record is from RefSeq and is a predicted model, not a curated record. The transcript is spliced from 7 exons. The coding region runs from base 921 to 2465 and encodes 514 amino acids. Gene Ontology annotation, cellular component: tRNA (m1A) methyltransferase complex. Lineage: Eukaryota; Metazoa; Chordata; Actinopteri; Osteoglossiformes; Mormyridae.
AGAGCGCAUAUUGAUGCCGUAAAUCCAAUGCAUCGCUUAAGAAAACGGUGUUGUGUUCUGUUAUUAAUGGGAGAAACAUGAGCAUUAAAAAAGUGGAACAGACAAAAUGAAGUUUCAGUAAAAUACCUUACAGAUUUAAACUGGGAACGAGGUUUGUAAUAUUUCUACGGUCCGAUUGCCAAAGGCAUCACAUUGGGUAAAUGAUGAACUCAAAUUAUUUCUCUGGCGCUACGGUAUUGCCGGAAAGGGAACGCAAAGAAAGACGGGAAGUCGAAUGUAAAGCACAUUUUAAAUCACCAAAUGCGUUUAGAAGCAAAUGUUCCCCAUAAGCACAAAAAAAAAAAAUCACCAGAUGAAGGACCUGCUACUUAAUUUCUCGUACGCUAUUGGGGACGGUGUGUUAAUAUUUACCGUAAAAUAGCGCCCCCGGGUGGUUUGGCGUUGUUGUGCUUGUCGCGUAUCUUUUGACGUAAUAGAAAAUAACAUGCGUUCCGCUUCGGCGUGGCCAGAGUCUUGGAAAAGAUAAAUCCUCGAGAUGUGUGGCGUAAUUCUAAAAAGACUACUGGUUUAUGGGAAUGAAAAUUUAAAAGAUUAAUGUAUAUGAGAUUACGAAGUUUGGUUACUUACUGUACGUGAAACGCACACAGAAAGUAGCUGUUAAGCUCUAACUGUACUAAAGAACUAUACAUUCGUACGGUGUGUAACGAUGUAACUUUAUAAUGUACUUCUAAUUCUUCCAAAAUAUUACGGUGUAGCUUGGUCCGCAGACAUUUCAUCAGUGUUUUAUAAAAUCUUUGAAAGCCCUUGGGUGGUGCUAUACUAAUAAUUUUGGAUGCUAGUUGUCUUAAUCACAUCUUCGUUUACGAAUUUGCAUGACUCUGUAAAUAUUCUCUCAGUCAUUUUUCUGCAGAAUUGUAUUUAUGUGGACAGGACUGUAUAUGUAUAAGCCUUCCCGGAUGCUGGUGCGGAUUUGUGUCACUCUCUCACGCCAGCAAUGGUGCAGAGAGCCACCUCGUUCGGGACGACUUUGUCAGCAGAUGUGUUUUGCAAGGAACUCUGGUACUGGAGAUAAAGAACAUAAUGAAAAUGAGGGUGACAGGGACAACCCUGAAUCUCAGCUCUCUGGAGAGAAGCCUUCACCCCAACGUCCGGUGUUUGGGCAGCUGGGAUCCAGAAGGCGCCACCUUUCUCCACUGGAGAGAAUCAGCCAGCUUCUGCCUCAGGAAUCCUUGAGCCAGGAGGUGUGGGAGCUGAGAAGGGGUAGAGCAGAAGAUCAGAGACCCCUAGGGAGCAUGGAAUCCAGUCAGGAAAUGACCGAUACCGCAGUAAUGGGACCUGAAGAUUCUCAUGAGAAUGGCAGGCAAAGGCCAGACCUGCAGCCGUGUCAGGAGAGUGCGGAGGAAGCGAACUUCUGUGAUCGAGAGAAGAAAAUGGAGGAAUGGCAGGUUGGUGAUGGAGGAGAUUCAUCCCCAGCCAUCUGUGGAGAGCCGCCGCUCGGCCUGGGGGAGCUGGUCCUGGCCGAGUACCGCAGUAAGGGCUGCCUGGAAUUCCGGAAGAUGUUCCAGCUGCAGGAGAAGGGGCACCUGCAGAGUGCCUGGGGGUCCAUAGCGCACAGGGCUAUCCUGGGGAGCCGCUCUGGGUCGCUCCUGCAGCUCUCCAGCGGCUCCCUCAUCCUGGUGCGACGCCCCAGCCUUGAAGAGUAUGUCCUAUUAAUGAAGAGGGCGCCCGCCAUAGCGUACCCUAAGGACUCCACUGCGAUGGUGAUGAUGAUGGAUGUCUCGGAGGGAGACAGUGUUUUGGAGUCGGGCUCUGGGUCGGGGGCCAUGACCCUCUUCCUGUCCCGGGCAGUGGGCUCCCGGGGCUGUGUGACGAGCGUGGAGCGGAGGGAGGACCACCACCAGAGGGCGCUGCGAAACUACCACCGAUGGCGUAAGGCCUGGAAGCUGCGGCGGGGUGAGGAGUGGCCCGACAACGUGCGCUUCCAUGUGGCUGAGCUGCAGGGGGCCAGCACGCUCCUCUCGGGGCUGCGCUUCAACUCCGCCGUCCUGGACAUGCUCAGCCCCCAGGUGGCGCUGCCCACCGUGUUUCCAUACCUGAACGAUGGCGCUGUGUGUGCAGUUUACCUGGUCAACCUGACCCAGGUGAUCGAUCUGUUGGAGGGAGUUCGGGUGUCUGGACUUCCCCUCCAGUGCGAACGCAUCAUCGAGGUGCAGCACCGGGAUUGGCUGGUGGCCCCGGCGGUCAUGAAGGACGGGACAGCAGCGACCAGGGUGGCUCCGUUCUCGGGAACCGGUGAUGAAGAGGAGGAGCAGUCACAUGCUGAAGGCAAGGAGGAAGAGGACUUCUCGUGUGACGAUGACGUCCCCUUUGGGACUGUGACCUACAUGGUGCGACCUCACCAUCAGCAGAUAGCACAUACAGCUUUCCUGGUGAAACUACGGAAGAUAAAAGACAAGAAAUCAUGAUGCUGGACAGCUGUGAAGAGGAUAAAGAUUCUUUUUGUAUUUUUGUCAAAGAAUAAAGUGAAAUGCCUUGGAAA